Messenger RNA from Trichomonas vaginalis G3, 1029 nucleotides. Its product is annotated as protein of unknown function (DUF3447). The transcript has a single exon. The record is from RefSeq and is a predicted model, not a curated record. Bases 1 to 1029 code for a protein of 342 amino acids. NCBI's taxonomy places the organism in Eukaryota, Parabasalia, Trichomonadida, Trichomonadidae.
AUGUCAGACCAAGACAUUGAUACAAAUGAAUACAGCAAAUUGCGAAGCAUCUACAAAUACUAUAUUGAUUCAUACAAUGCUUUGUAUCAGCUAAAAACGGAAAAAGAAGAAGAAUUAAACGAGAUAUACAAAAUGAUCAAAACAGAAUUGCUUGAUUCAAAGAAACAUCUGGCUCGAAAUGUUAUAAAAGACAUUUUAAAUUUCAUUCCGUAUAACAAUCGCUAUACAAAGUCGUAUUUAUCCCUUGCCAAACUCAUAUCGGAUGAUUACCAUGUCAACGAUGUCAACGACAUUCCAACUAUUUCAAACUUUCUAUUUUAUAAAGAAUAUGGAAUUAAAUUAGACGAAUCUGGUGAUUUCGACGAUAAUGAUGCAGAAAAUCUGGAUAUUCAUACAGAAAAUACAAUAUACAGAGCAAUUAUGUAUAAUGAUUUAGAAAAAUUCAUCGCAUUUACAGCAAGCAAAGGAUUUUAUAAAUAUCAAAGACUUAAAAGCAAUUUUUAUCCAUAUUCUAAUAAAGGAUAUUCAUUACUUGAAUUAUGUUGUUACCAUGGAGCUGUUGAUUGUUUCAAGUUAUUAAGAACGAAAUUUGACUCAAAAAUAACUCAAAAAUGUCUACAAUUUUCAUUUUUAGGAGGAAAUCCAGAGAUCAUGAGUGAAUGUUUGAAAUCUCAAAAACCAAAUAAAGAAUGCAUGAAAUAUGCAAUUAUUUCACACAACAUUGAUUUUGUUACAUUCUUGAUGAAUGAAUAUUAUAUAGAAAUCGAUUUAGAAUUUUGCGGAAUUUACAAUAAUCUUGAAGCAUUUUUGGUUUAUUUCGAUAAAUAUUAUAAAUAUAAGAUUGAUCAUUGCUUUAUUAAAUCGGCGAUAUUUGCUAUUCCAUCUCUUUGUGAAUAUUUCAUAUCACAAGGAGCAAAAAUCAAUAUUGUGAAUUGUGAUAAAAAACUGCUCUUCAUUAUGCAUCAGCAAGAAAUAGUAAAGAAAUGGCCGAACUUCUUCUUUCACAUGGUGCAAAUGUCAAUGCAAUAG